Messenger RNA from Arachis stenosperma, 612 nucleotides. RefSeq lists its product as uncharacterized. NCBI's taxonomy places the organism in Eukaryota, Viridiplantae, Streptophyta, Magnoliopsida, Fabales, Fabaceae. The transcript has 4 exons. Gene Ontology annotation, molecular function: zinc ion binding. The record is from RefSeq and is a predicted model, not a curated record. Bases 40 to 612 code for a protein of 190 amino acids.
GCAAAGCAGGAGAUAGGGCUUGCGGAGGUGAAUGUAGCCAUGGCUACCGAGAGCUCACGGUCGUGUCAGAGUAGGUCGUCUGCGCAGAAAAGGGAGCUUGUGUGUCGGCAUGGGGAGAGACCCGUGCUUAGAGUUUCUGGAACGAGGAACAACCCUGGGCGACGAUUUUGGGGGUGUGUCUAUUAUGAGAUCCAAGAGGAGUGUGAUAUCUUCCGAUGGGUAGACCCAGAAACAGACAGUGACGAUCCUCAUGUUGCAAGGAUGAAAAGGAAAGUUGCGGCCAUGAAAGCAAAAGUGAGGGACAAUGAGUGGAAGUUCAAGGUUGCUGCAGUGUUAGGGAUUUUUGGUUUUGCCAUGAGCCUCAGCUUUCUUGGAGAAACAGGAAGUGGAAUUUUGUGGCUGAAGGAGACAGUCCUGGCUGGUGGGUAUAGCUGGCUGCACCCAUCUCCUUUGGUGCUGGUGGUUGCUGUGUGUUGCUUCUGGUGGGCUUUGGCUUGGGCCUUCGGUGGAGAGUACCUGCUGGUGGACUGCUGUGAUGAAGCCUUAGAACUGGUCAUGGGUCUGCUGGAUGAAGGCUUCCUCCCACCUCUGGUCCUCUUCCUAGCAGAUUGA